AUGGUCAGAUUUCCACCUCCUAAUACCAAUGGUGGAUCUAAUAAUCGACCUCCAGUUCCUUCUUUAAAUAGAGGAACAAAUAAUAGUAAUAAUAAUACUACAACAUCAACAUCAACAACAUCUGAUGAACCAACCGAAAGAGAAAUUAUGAAGAACGCAUCCAAAGCUUGGCAAACAUACCAACGUCCUACCUUUCAAGGAAUUGGUGAAGAAGGAAAAUCCAAUAUUCAAGCCACAAUCACUGAAUUUAGAGCAUAUGAAUUUUUGUUAAGACAAGAGGAAGCAAAGAGGUGGAUUGAAGACAUGUUAGAUGAACAAAUCUUCUUCGAUGAUAUGGAUGAUGAGGAUGUUUCGGAAGACUUGAAACAAGGCUAUAAUUAUUCAACUUCAUCAUCAAACGCUGAAAAAGCAGAGGCUAGAAAUGUAGACUUUUUCGAUCAAUUACGUAAUGGUAUUGUAUUGUGUAGACUUUCAGAAGUAUUCACAGAGAAGAAUACCAUGAAAAAGUAUCACAAGAAUGUUAAUUUGGAAAGUAAAUUAGCUUUCAUGAUGUCAACAGAUAAUAUCAACAAUUUCCAAGAUUGUUGUGAGAAGAUUAACUUCCCUUCCAUUUAUCAAUUUUCUACACCAGAUUUAUGGGAAAGGAAGAAUAUUACCAAGGUGGUCCACUGCAUUCAUGCUUUGGCUCACUUUUUGUGGAAAUCAGGAAGAAUUGAUGCUUCUAAGAGAAUACAAGACUUGUCAAAAUCUGGAUUAAAGUUUUCAAAAUCUAAACUUGAUAGGGUAGAACAAGAAUUUAAAAAGUUGGAACAAAGAAACGUGGAUAUAAAGCUAAACUUUAAUUUUAAACAACCAGAGGAUGAAGAACAACAAGUAACACCAAAACAACAAAAACCUGUUAACAAGGCUUCAUCGCUAUUGGACAGAUUCAACAAAUUAAAAGUUGGUGCCAAAUUAGACAUCAAACCUAUAAAGCAAGACAAUAUAACAAUUGAAGGCGAUCUGGAAAUGAUAGACCCAGAACAAUGUAUAAUAAGAGGCAGAGGUUGUCAAACUGCUAUUGUAGGAAAGGUCAACACAUUUGAAAUAGUUGCCAAAGACCAAAAUGGUGAUGAUAUUACAACUGGUGGAGAGGUUUUCACUGUAACACUAACAAGAAUUAAGGAAAAUGACAAUGAUCCAGAAGAAACUAUCCAGGGAACAGUAACAGAUCUUGGAAAUGGAAUUUAUAAGGUUGAUUUUGUGCCAGAAAUUAUUGGUAAAUAUAAUAUUGAUAUCAAGUUGGAUGGUAAAUUGAAACUUACACAUCCUAGCAUUAAACCUGUUAGGGUUGUGCCUGGUGAAGCAUAUGGUAAGAAUUGUGAAGUGGUAGACGAGUACGAACAAAUGCAAGGUCCAUUCUUUGAAGGUCAAAGAAUCAAAUUCAAAAUCUAUGCUAGAGAUCAAUUUGGAAAUUAUUGUACUCGUGGUGGAGAUAAAUUCUAUCCAGAAUUUUCCUUCAUUUCUGAGGAAGGAGUUGUUAUUAACAAUUUAAAGAAUCAGGUCGUUAUUAAUGACUUCCAAAAUGGAGAAUAUGAAGUUGAGGUUCAUUUCCCACUCCCUGGAAAAUAUAAUCUCAAAAUGACAGUCAACCAAACUGAUGAUUUGAUACCAUAUCUUGAUCCAUUCACAUUUGAAGUUUUCAAACGACCUGAUCCUGGAUUGGCUAUCAAGUAUGAACAAUUUUUCCCAUAUAGUAGUGUUAUUCAAUAUGCACUCACUGCAUUUGAUCCUCACAAUGCCAAUAAUAUUGACUUCCAAAAUCCUCCAAAAAUUGACAGUAGAUGGGUAUCUGUUGUUAGCAAUACUCCAAUACCAGAAAUUACUGAUUUUGUAGCAUCUGAAAUUGAAGAUAACAUUAGAAUUAAAUUUAAUGAAUGGCUCAACAGGGGAAGAAGAGUAAUAUUGGAUCGUUUGAUUAAUGAUGAAUCAGAAAUUGAUGUUUCUGAAUUUGAAGAUGGAACAAAUAAUAAUAACUUUUAUUGGCAUCUCGUUGAAACCUAUUUAAGCAAUGAAGAAAAAUGUAAUGACUACAAGGAAAAGCUUAAUGAGAGAAUUAAAUUAAGCAAUGUAGAUUUUGUAAACUAUGUAACAAUAACAGAAGAUCCACAAGAUUGGACCCAAUAUGAACUCUAUCUCCAACAACAAAUUGAAGAAGAGGAAAGAAAGAGAAGACUUCAAGAAGAAGAGGAAGAGAGAAAGAGAAGAGAAUUAGAAAUGUUGGAAGAGGAAAGAAAGAAGAACAUUCCUCCUCCACUCAAUCCAAACCAAUUCUCAGUUAGACCAAGAAGAAUGGCCCUUAAUUUCUGGGUUAUUGUAUCAAAACUCUUGUACGAGGCCACACAAACAACAAAGCCAUUCCAACUUGACAAGUCACAAAAGAUUCUUGGUUAUGAGACAAAUGAGUUGAGUUUUAAUAGAUUUAUUGAUGAAGAUGUCUUUUUGAGUACUCAAAGAUAUCAUCUUCAAGCUUAUGGUGAUCUUUUACUAUCUGUUGCUCAACGUUACAUUUUGGAAUUAAUUCAAGAAGUUAAAAUUACAUUCCCAGAUAUCAAAUAUAGAGUAAUCGAAGCUGAAUGCAGUAAUAUUGGUAAGAAUGCCUUCAAUAGAUUUUCCCAAGCCCACAAGAUUUUCACCUACUUCUGUUCUGAGCUUUAUGUGAGUCCUUUCGAUGAAAUUGAUUUUAAUGAUAAGAAAAAGUUUGAACAUUUGAUUUUAUCCUUCAAGAGACAAAUUGUACGAUUGUUGCUUGAAUCUAAUAUGGAAAUGUCUAAUUUAUUGAAAACCAAGAUGAAAAUGUCUGAUAAGGAUGUUUCAAAUCUUCAAUCAAUGGCAUCAUUCUUCAAAUCAUCUAUGAAUGAUGUUUUUGAUGCUUUUAGAUUGGCAUUUGGCUUUACUAUGAGCUCCAAACCAAGAAAAAUCAUGGUACAAGAAUUGUACUUUGUCAAAAAUAGAGCAGUUGAUAUCUCUCUCGAUAAGAAUGAUAUUACAGUUAACAAACAAGAAGCCUCCCUUUCAUAUUCUGUUCAAAUUCCAAUUAACAAAUUGUUUGACUCUUAUUCGUUCACUAAUGAGGGCUUGAAGACAUCUCGCGACAGACACAGAGAAGGUCUAAUUAAUCCUUACAAGAGUGUCUACCUUAAGGGAGGAAGAGUUAUUUUAGAAAUGAUGAGAUCAGGUUCUUUCCCAGCCUACAAGUUACAAGAUAAGAAGCAAAGACAAGCUAUUGCCAUUGAAAAUGCCAAGACAAUGCUCAAGGCCAUGGCAGUAAAUCAUGUAAAGAGAUUUACCAGAGAAGAAUUAGAAGGACUCAAACAAAGACAAGAACCACUCAAGAUUCCAUUCACUACAAUCAGUCUCUUGACUCCUUCAUUUGUUCAAAACAGAGAAGACAGACAAGUUAUGGAACAUCAAGGUGCUAUUUAUCAUGUACUUCAAAAUAACUUGUUACCAUCUGUACUUGUAGAUUUAUACGAUAGACAACCACCUAUUGACAUGCCUAUUAUUUUCCAUGAACCUUGUCUUUUGAACUUUGGUGUCAAUGUUAUUAUCAAGACAUUCAAGUGUGGUGUUGGUAUUCAAAGAUCAGUUAAUUGUAGACAAUUUGGUAUUAGACAAUUUGAAAAGAAGGUUCAAAGAUUUAUGCUUGCUCUCGGUGAAUAUAAGAAUACUAUCAGAGGUGCAAUCAUGAAUUAUAUUACUGGUAUUUUCACAAACUCUAGAGAUGGUAACAUGUAUGUUCAAGCAUUGGUCAACAAGUUGACAAGAAUUAAUAAUGUCUAUGCUGUAAUGAGAGAAAAACAUGCAGCUGCUAUCAGAGAAUUGACUCCUUUAGAAUUUGAUUUGCAAAAGAAACAAAAAGAAUUGGAAAAGAGAAUUAACGAAAAAUGGUUGCCAAAGUUUGAUGACAUUACCUCUGUUGAAUUUACCUACUUGAAAGAUAUUAUGUUCUUGGUUAACGAUAUGGACUCUAUGAUUGAUAAGAUUCACAAUAUUGACCUUAAAUGGGAGAAUAGUUAUGACGAAUUGAUAGAAUUGGAGCAACAUUUUUUGAAGAGUUUGUAUACAAGCGUAUCCAAUGCAAGAGCUUCACAACCUCAACUUCCUCCUAUUCCUCACUGGCAAGAAUAUUACGAAUUUUGUAAUUUGGAAAGAGACAUGUAUGAACUGUUUGGUUCUCUCAAGAAUUUGUACCACUCCAAGCAACAUGAAAAAUUCAAUCAAGGUAUUAUGGAAUCUGAUGAAGUUAAAGUCGGAGAUCCAUAUGCUAUUCCAGUUAGAGUUGUUCUCUUGUCCUUUAUUAUUGGUGAACAAAUUCACUACAAUUGCAAGAGUGGUAAGGAUAGAACUGGAGCUCUCAUGGAUGAAUGUGAAGAGUUUGCUGAACUCAGAGAACAUUUGUCAUACUAUCCAAAACCUUUCACUAAGGAUGCCAAGCUUGGUGAAUACAGACAAAAGAUUAGAACCAACAUUAGUAUGAAUGGUGGUUGUUUGGAAAUUUGUAAACAAAAUAUUGGACUCAGAGGUGCCAAAUUGGACAAGACUUUGGCCAGUAAGUUCUGGACUAAAAAGUUGUAUGAUGAAAAGGAACGUGUUGUUGGUGAAAUUCCAUACUAUAGAUCCUUCAAGGGUGCUGGUUAUUUAGAUGAUGAAACUUAUGCAUCCAAAGAUGAAGAUUGGUAUGCUUAUGAAAACUCAUUCAUUAAGAACCUUCAAUAA
Naegleria gruberi is the source of this 4758-nucleotide messenger RNA. RefSeq names its product ras GTPase-activating-like protein IQGAP3. NCBI's taxonomy places the organism in Eukaryota, Heterolobosea, Eutetramitea, Acrasida, Naegleriidae. The transcript is spliced from 3 exons. Gene Ontology annotation, cellular component: cytoplasm. The record is from RefSeq and is a predicted model, not a curated record. Bases 1 to 4758 code for a protein of 1585 amino acids. Gene Ontology annotation, molecular function: actin filament binding; calmodulin binding; GTPase activator activity. Gene Ontology annotation, biological process: regulation of actin cytoskeleton organization.